GCUCCCAUUAUUAGACCGGGGCUCACGGUCACGCUCACUCCUGGAGAUGCGCGCGUUGCUGCGAGACCAACCGAUAAGCUCGAGGAGAGAAGCGGCGAGGCGCUGAACUCAGGAGCAGGGCUGCGUGAAGAGAUAACCUAGCCUACAUUAGGCUACACCUGGACAUGGAGAGACCGAACUAGGGGCUACGAGCCAGCCAAAGCAUGACUGCGCAUUAUCUGCGCUUGGAUAUACCCAACAACGCACGCACACGCUCAUCCCAAACCGAGAUGAGGUCUUGGAACAAGUAAACACCAGGAAACUGAAACAACAACGGAAGAACUCAAUGCGCAACUUCGACUCAAUGCGCAACUUGGAGUUAUGUUGGACAUGGUUUUGUUUUCAUGAAUUCCAAAACUUUUAUGGCUACACUGAGGACGUGCUCACGUUACAACAUAAACGAAUAACUUCACAGUGCCAUUCAGAGACAAUUUAUUAUUUUAGGAAUCCAUUUUGCUUGAAUAAUGUCCAGGGUUAUGCAGAUAAAGUGAGGCACAUCUUUCGGUAACGCGCGCCAGUUAGUCUGUCGAGGCUCGACCAUUUUAUGAGCUAAAUCUGUUCAAACCAAUGUUUUCUUGUCUUUAUAGGAAAACAACUGUAUACCAUUUCAUAUUUGUUAGAAUUAUGAUAGGCGAUUUGUUUGUAAGUUAUCUACACAGCUUUAACAUUGGUCAGAUAGCCCUCCCACUGGGCACACACUGGUUGAAUCAACGUUGUUUGCACGUCAUUUCAAUGAAAUUACGUUGAACCAAUGUGGAAUAGACGUUGAAUUGAUGUCUGUGCCAAGUGGGCUGCUGUGUGCAUCUCCAUUUGAGAGACAGCGGGGACUUGAGCGAGAUAAGUUUCUGCACACUAACAUCUGAAGUAGGCUAUCCUGCCCAGGGAUGAGUGUUUGUAAAUUGUUCCCAAUCUCGUUUGUGUUGCCUUGUAUUAUAGUCUGAAAUGAGAUUUUAAGGCUAUUUCUGUGACCACCUGACCAUAACUUCCCGCUUCUUUAAAAUAUCCAAACAAUCAAGCAGCUGUGAGAUUACAAUCAAUUCUGUUUCAUGUGCUGGACAACUUUGAAUUGUUUGAACGGUUUUAUUUUCAGACAGGAAAUAUAAUUGCUCUCUGCUUUAUUCUGGCAGCGCACUCUAAUAGAAAACCAUUGAUCCAUAGUCUGGCGUGCUCCACGGGCAUAGUUUACCGUUUCGCUGCUUAGAAUGGACUUGGAGAGAGAAUGAACAGCGAUAACACAACAUGAAUACUUUUUAUUGGCUAUAUAAUGAUCAGUUAUAGCCUAAUGUUUUUUCCCUCAACAUUUAGGAAAUAAUUUUAUGUCAGCCAUCCUCAGCUGAUAUAAAACAACGUUACCAACAGCAUCUUCAUUACAACAACAUUUUAUUUCUCACUUUAAUCAAGUCCAUCCAUCGUGUUACUCAUGGCUUCACCCUUGGAUAGUGCAUGUUCAGUGGGGCUGGGCGACACUAAUGGUUCGACCAGCGGUGUUUCUCUUCCCUGCAAUCAGAGUGUCUCUUCCCUGCAACUGGCCCCCUACUCCCCCGAAUCCACGGCGCUCUUCGCUACGGCCAUCACCCUCAUGGUGGUCUUCACCAUCGUGGGAAACAUCCUCGUCAUCAUUGCCGUCCUGACCAGCCGUGCACUCCGAGGACCACAGAACCUGUUUUUAGUGUCGCUAGCGGCUGCAGACAUUUUGGUGGCGACCCUCAUCAUCCCAUUCUCCCUAGCCAAUGAACUGCUGGGAUACUGGUACUUCAAGUCUCUGUGGUGUGAGAUCUACCUGGCGCUGGACGUUCUGUUCUGCACUUCCUCUAUAGCUCACCUGUGCGCCAUCUCAUUGGACCGUUACCUGUCUAUCAGCCGGGUUACCUACUCCCGCCAGCGCACGCCCAUGCGUAUCAAAGCCUCCAUCGUGGUGGUGUGGCUCAUCUCGGCCAUCAUCUCCUUCCCUCCUCUUCUGUCGCUGAAUAAGAGCGAGCCGGGUGGGGAGGGGAGUGAGAGGGGGCCUCAGUGCCAACUGAACGACGAGCGCUGGUACAUCCUCUACUCCACCGUCGGCUCCUUCUUCGCCCCAUGUCUCAUCAUGAUCCUGGUCUACAUGAGGAUCUACCAGAUUGCCAAGCAGCGCACACAGAACCCGCCAGGCGAGCCCAGGAAAGACGGGGUGGGCUGUGCCACCCCAAGUCAAACCCCUCGGGGGAUCCAAGCCAAUGGGAAGGAGGACGGAGGGGAAACCCCAGCUAUGCCCCACAAAACCACCAGUGUCAGACCCCCCACCCUGGCUGUUACUCCAUCACCGUCCCCCAACCAGGCCAAUGAGACCCCCUCCCCUCCCACCCCUCCCACCCCCACCCCCACCACCCAAAACCUCCUCCAUCCUCCGGUUCUAUCCCUAGCUCCAACCCCAACCACCACCUCCCCUCCUACCUCCCCCCUGGGUCCCUCUCCCUCCUCGGUCUCACCGUCUCCCUACUCCACCCUCCCCCCACCAGCCCUGGCCAAACCCAAACAUGGGGAGAAGAAGGUGAAGGGGAAGAAGGGAAAGAAGUAUAACAAUAAUGGGGACAGCUCAAACAGCUCUGACAGUGACAUGGAGCAUGGGGAAGGGGGGAGGAUGGGAGUCAACAAUCCCAGCAUGGCUGGUUCAGCCGGCAUCCACUCUCCUGCCACCAUCCAGAAGUACAGGGACAUGAUCGCCACCUCUAAGGGGGCUCGGCUGGUGGCGGGAAGGAAGUCUAAGCCGGAGAGCACUCCGGGAGCAGCACGUCGUAAAGCCAUGGUGAACCGAGAGAAGCGCUUCACGUUCGUCCUGGCCGUGGUGAUCGGAGUGUUUGUUGUCUGUUGGUUCCCUUUCUUCUUCUCCUACUCACUGCAGGCCAUCUGUCCUGAGACCUGCUCCCUCCCUGAUCCCCUCUUCAAGUUCUUCUUCUGGAUUGGCUACUGCAACUCCUGUCUGAACCCCGUCAUAUACACCAUCUUUAACCAGGACUUCAGAAAGGCCUUCAAGAAGAUCCUCUGUAAGAACACCAAGGGCACCUUCUUCUAGACUGAAUGCUCUGUAAGGACAACAAUGGCAACCUUCCUUUCGUAAAGAGGCCUUAAACAGAUGACCUGUAAGGUCAGUCCCUUCUUUUCAGUCCUCUCUAAACUCUUUGAGGUGUAAAAAACUGCACAAAUAUUCUGAAAUUUGUAGAACAUUCUGACUGAUUUUACAUUCUAAUUGAUGAUAUUACGAAGGGCUGCCGAUUCUACCGUGAACUGCUACAGACCUUCAGAAUAGAACGCUGAAUCAGAUUAGCUGUAGGAUGGCUCACCUUGCAACAGAAAGAAACUCUAAGGGCUCGUUGUUUUAGUCCCUUGGUGCGUAGCUGCACACGUUCAGCCUUUACCUGGAGAACUGUGACGGUCCAUGCCAAGGACAUAGUGUGGGGAGAGCAUGUGCAAUAUAUGUUCUGUGAAUUCUACUCUGGGGGGCUUUAGAAUGAUACUGUGUAAGAAUCCAAGGGCAUGAUCAUGACAUUUUAGUAAAAGGUAGGAGGGAUGUUCUGAUGUAUGAGCAUCACACAGUAUGCGUAGAGAAGAGAGGAGGAGGAAAAUAAAAUGCUCUCGUCAAAAUAUGACUGACUGACUGACAUUAAGGUUGUCUGGGAAAUCUGUUUGAUUAAAAAUUGAGAAAUCUUUUGGGUGUGCCAAUGCACCACUGCUCGCUGAGAACUCCUGAUCAAAACACAGCAGUCUUGAGCACAGCCAUUCAAGGACUUUAAAGCAAUGAAACAAACAAAUAUCCUUUUAUCAGCCGACUGAUAAACAAAACAGAACAACGCGAGGAGAUGAUAGGCCAGACCUGUUGGCCUGUUUAAGCACAACCAGAGGCACUUCUCUUUAUCAGAGGGCAGAACCACGAGGUCUGCAUAUUUACUUUUAUCCUGCCUCAGGAAUAGCAUGUGUUCCUGUAGAGAUGUUAUCCACAUGAGAGAGAGAGAGAGAGAGAGACAACAUCAGGACUCUUACUGUUCAUGAGACAACUAACUCCCUCUCAAACUCUGAUGCCAACCACUGCUCUCAUGUGGGGCUUAGGCUAUAUUUUGAAAGACAACUUUGUACCAUAAACAUACCUUUCCUCUGGCUCUGUGUUUUAAGGUGAGGACAUCAGGUGCAUCUCAAUAGCCUAUUGUGGCUUCCUCUACUCGUGUCUUUUCAUUCAUCUGCACUGAAAAACAAAGGAUAUAGGUGGAUGCAAUAUGAAGGAUCAGGCAUUUGUUUCCACCUGCCAAUCUCUGUGUCAGUGCAGGUGAACUAAAAGAAGAUGAGGAGAGGAAACCACUUAACACUGUUGUUAUACACCCCUAUAAGAGAAUUUGAGUCCCAAAUGGCACCCUAUUCCAUAUAUAGAGCCCAUAGGGCUCUAGUCUAAAGUAGUGCACUACGUAGGGAAUAGGGUUCCAUUUGGGAUUCACAGAAUGUCUCAAAGAGAUGGUUAAAGGUACAGCUCCACCUCUCCCUGAAUAGCACAACAGCAAAGGUUGACCCCUAUGUUUCCUCCUUAUUAAACGCUGUUCCACCAACAUCAACAUGGAUUGGAUCUAAAGUACUAAAGUAUGAAAAUGUAUACACUCACUACUGUAAGUCGCUCUGGAUAAGAUCGUCUGCUAAAUGACUAAAAUGGAAAUGUAAUCUGUAUAUUGGAUCUAUAUAGCACAAUUCCAAGUGCUUAAAGCAUAUUACAUUGUUAAGAGGAUAAAUACUUUCCCAAAUCCCUUGACAAGGAACGCAAAUUCGGGACAUUUAAGGAUUUUUUGGAAUGCAGUAUAGUCGUCCACAUUUUUUUUCUUCUAUCAAAGACACUGGACAGUGACGAUCUGGCUUAGUUUGAGUGGAUUCACCUGACUUCAGCCUGAAAGGACAUUGCUAUUACCGAACACACUGCUCCCCAUUGAACAGAACAGAAGAGAACAGUGGAUGUCUAUGAGAGGAGAAACUCAGCCACCAGAGUGCUACUGCUGGCCUGACACAAACACUUCAAACGGUCUUAAGAACACUCUAGUUGAUAUUGAUUAUAAUACUGAAAGCCCAGCUACUUCUGGAAGGACAUUCAUCCCAUAAGAUAAUAUAGUACUUUAUUAAGCUCCCAAAUGGGAAAUAUGGGAUGGAUGAAUGAAUGAUUGAUUGAUGGCUUGAUAGAUAGAUUAAUUGAUUGAUUUGGAAAUGUACCUGCACUGGCUGACUGGACUUCUACCUGGCACUUUCCUUUAUUUCUGAGAGGUACUGCUACUCUUUACAGUUGCUCUUUAUGUACAGUGUGUCUUUCUCCCUCACAGAAGCUAUGUCUGUAACUGUGAAUGCUAUACACUAUGGGACAAGGGCUGUCGGCAACAACACUUCUAAUCUCCCGUUGUCAAUUUCUGCUGACCCUUGUGUGUGUGAGAGAGACUGUGUGUGUGUGUUUGAUUAGAGCCUGCAUAAGUGUGUGUUUGCUAAUGAUGCACUUCUAGUGGUACCAGCUGCAAGUGUCUGGUAAACUUAUAUAAAAUGUCUGAGGUAUUCAUGAACUGUGUCAGUGCCUCCUCUGGCUGGUAUUGUAUACUGUAGAUCUCCACAUACUGGUAAGAACAGAAAACAGAUGUAGUGAUAGAGAAUCUGGCCAAAGAGCUCUCUCCCUGAGGGACACUAGUCACUAGAUGGCCAUGCUAGAAUGUACAAAACUAUUAAGCAAGUACAUUAUCUAUUUGUUCUUCCUUUAGGGUUCUGGUUAGUGUUAAGGAUAUGGGUAAGGUCAAAGGCAAGGUUAGGGUUAGUUGCAAUUACUUUUUGUAGAGAGAAUUGCAUUUUGUGGACCUCCGUCCUUUCAAGCAUGGCUGUUUAGUGACGCCCUGGACACCAGCUGACACGGACAGAGACUCAGAGUGACUCUGUCAUGCUCUAAUGAAGGGCUGUGAUUGGAUAAGCUAUAUGUAAUAUUUAUUUAUUUAGAGCCAUUUUGAGUUUCCUGUUAGUUUCAUAUUUGUUGUAGAAAAAAAUUACUGUGCACUCCAAGCAAGGCAAAGCUAAUGUGAACGAAACAGAGUAAAUACUGUAUAAAUUCUGAAUAUGUUGAAUGAGAUUAAUUGAUUUAAAGUCAGCAGAGGAACAUGAUUCAGGAGCAGACCUGUGUUUGCAGGGGUUGGGGUCAUUUCUACUGGAAAACAGUCAAUGCAGAAGAUGAAUGUCAUGAAUUGAACAAAUCUUUUGAAAUAUUGGUAAAAUCUCGGUCGUGGCCUUGAAUUUUCCUGCAGCAUUUUUGUAUUUAUUUAUUAUUUUUUAACUUGUUUCUUAAACAGUUUCAAUGGUGGUUUGUAAAAUACUUCACCGUGCUGAUGGGUGGCGCUUUAACAGCCUGUGGUUGCAGAACCAUGGAGCUCAGCAAAUAACCGCCUCUGUGUUGGCACAAAUCGCUCUGCGGCAAUAACGUUCUCUUGCAUUUUAAAAUGCGAUUGUCAUUGAACUUUUGGUGCCAACAGGGCAGUCAUGAAAACUCAAUGUAUAGUGAAUCAUCAUCCGCAUCAUCAUUCUCCCUGCUCUUCUGACCUGCCUGGAC
Coregonus clupeaformis (lake whitefish) is the source of this 6613-nucleotide messenger RNA. RefSeq names its product alpha-2B adrenergic receptor-like. Lineage: Eukaryota; Metazoa; Chordata; Actinopteri; Salmoniformes; Salmonidae. Gene Ontology annotation, cellular component: membrane. Gene Ontology annotation, biological process: regulation of vasoconstriction; adenylate cyclase-activating adrenergic receptor signaling pathway; platelet activation. The coding region runs from base 1460 to 3085 and encodes 541 amino acids. The record is from RefSeq and is a predicted model, not a curated record. The transcript has a single exon. Gene Ontology annotation, molecular function: alpha2-adrenergic receptor activity.